UUCAUCAUCCAGUGUUUUCAAGUGGGUUUAACACAGAGUCACAGGCUGCUGCGAUCCUCCAGAGCUGCUUCCUCCUCCGAGGAGACGUGAGUAGAAGAUUUAACCGAAGAGAGGCGACCAUUUGUGGGAAGAAAGCCAACGAACACGACGGCAGAGUUUAUGUUUUUUAAAGGACCGAUCACAUGCGAUGAAAGACAUGGACAUCUUCACUGGCUCCUCUGACCGAGGCCUGUCAGACUUCGAGCUCAUUGAGGAAAUCAUCACACAGGAUGGUGAGCAGUCAGCUGUCGGCCUCCCUCGUCCUUGCCCCCCUCCCGCUGAACUCCCCCCCCAGGUGCUGCGCAGCCAGCCCCUCAGGAUGAACCGACAGAGCUCCUCGCUGGGGUCACAGCCGGUGCUGGUGGCCAGAGGCACUGGACACCCGCCAACCUGCCCCUUCCCUCAGUCCCUGCCGCGGCUGAACAAUCCCAGUGUGAUGGCGUCAGCUCCUCCCUCCCGGGCCGUCACCUCUCCGGCCUGCUCCUCUCGCCAAUGUCACGCCAAGAACCAGGACGACACCGACAUGCUGGACCGGAUCCUUGAGAAGCCCAGGCUGGUGGUGGUGGAGGAGCCCAAGGACCGAGGCAUGAGGUUCCGGUAUGAGUGUGAGGGACGCUCCGCCGGCAGCAUCCUGGGGGUGUCCAGCACCGACACCAACAAGACUCAGCCUGCGAUUGAGAUCCAAGGUCCCAUUGAAUACAUAAAGAGGGUCACAGUCACCGUUUCCCUGGUGACCAAAGACCUCCCCCAUCGGCCUCACCCCCACUGCCUUGUGGGUAAAGACUGCCCGAUUGGUUCAGGGAUUUGUGAGGUCUCGUUGAACCCUCACAGCAGCCGGCGACACAGCUUUGCCAACCUUGGUAUCCAGUGUGUGAGGAGGAGAGAACUUGACUCUUCACUUCAGAAAAGAAGAAGCCAGAAUAUCGACCCCUUUCAAACUGGUGACACAAAAGGCAUCGAAGACCUGGACAUGAACGCCGUGCGUCUGUGUUUCCAGUGUGAGCUCGAGUGGCAGGACGGCAGGAAGGACAGUCUCAACCCUGUGGUGUCCACUACAAUCUAUGACAAGAAGGCCACGACUACGUCCCAGCUGAAGAUCACCUUUUUGAACCUGUACAGAGGCUCCUGCACUGGAAAGACUGAGAUCUACAUGUUGUGUGACAAAGUGCAGAAAGAUGACAUUGAGAUCAUAUUCCGGCGCGGUUCGUGGAAGGCGAACGGGGAGUUCGCCCAGACAGACGUGCACCGGCAGAUCGCUAUCGUGUUCAAGACACCACCGUACCAGGACCAGAACCUCACGGAGGAGGUGGAGGUCAGCGUCUCACUGCGUCGCAUCUCAGACCAGAUGGAGAGCGAGUCAGUGACCUUCACGUACCUGCCACACAACCCAGAUCCAUAUGAGGUGAAGAGGAAGUGCAGGAUAAAGUCAGACAUCAGUUUCAGAGAGAAGACGUGUUUAACAGCAGAGUGUGCACCUGCAGCAGAGCAGCCCUUCCACUUCACGCAGCCUCACACCACAAUGCCUCCAGACAAGUGGCCUUGUGCCGGCCAGCCUGCAGUCGCUGCUGUCGGGCCGGUUUGUUACAACGCGCCCCAGGACUCAAACAACUGCACAGAUGAGGCGACCUUUUUCAAUCAGUUGCUAGAAAUGCCUGCAUUAUGGGAAAUGAUUGACUUUGAGACGGAGCCCGACAGCAACUCCACAUUUACCAACAUGGACGUGAACUUUAACCAGAACUUUGGCUCGCACACCCAGGACUUUUCCCAGUACAGUGACCUGCAAUUCAACAUGCUGGUCAAUGAGAACCAGUGUGUGCAGUCAGAGCCACAGGACGGACUCAGUGCCAGCGAGGUUCAGGUGAAGAAAGAAGAGGCGCUAUGAGGCGGGGACCAUGUCGCGUCAUCAAUGUUAUCUGUGCCCUUUCUUUAAAGGACCAGUUCUUUUCGGGCAACUGUGCAGAUUCUCUUUCCUGCCAAGUGUAGAGGUACACAGUUAGCUUAGCUUAGCAUAAAGUGAAGGCAAUGUGAAAAUGCUAGCCAUGCUCUGCUCAAAUCAGCCACGAUAAACUCUUUAAUGAAGACAUAACUCUGCAAGAAAUUAAGUAAAAGCACUUCUCAAAAGGAAACCUAUAUCUUUAACCUUUCUAGAUUUAGAGAAUAGACGGAAAAUAAAGAUGGACGACGCAUCUCCACCUCAUCCCACUAUCCAGAAAUGAAGACGAAAUAUCCCAUAUAGGGAAACGGGGCCAUCUUGCUCUGUGGUGAUUGGGUAACGGAGCCGCAGUCACAACAUCCAAAGUCAAAAGUCAGACUACAACUAAAUUACUUGGUUUCAGACUACGCCGUUUUUCAAACUAAAUUUGUUUCUGCCCACACUAGCGUUUGACUUCGGAUUAGUUUUAAUCCCUUUCCAUACUAACACGGCUUAGAACGUAUAUCACUCGACCACUAAUGUAUACUGGGCAUGCAGAGGCCGCUGUAAGCAGGAACUAUCGCAAAUUGUCGAAUAAUAGCAAGUCUCCCACAGAUGCACACACACUUUAUCAUUGCGAAAUGCAGAAUUCAACCUCACAACAGCUGCUAGCUAAGAGACCAGGGUCAGCAACUACCUAAAAUGACAGAAACCAUUUAUGAUGAAAAUAUUUCUGCACUUAGGCUUUUUAGAUGUCGCAUCCACUAGCUAUGGUGGAGGCGGGGUUUAAGACUCUACAGCAGCCAGCCACCAAAUGGUGAUCAAGACGUCAAGUUGUCCAGCAUUAUAAACAGCCUGUGAGUUAGAGCCAGAAAAGUUGAUGUGGUCCAAAUCCAAGAUGAAGUCAAAUGCCUGACUUGCUGCGGCUGCGUAACACUGUUAUGUGUCUGGAGGGUAAAUUUUGUUUCAAUUCAAUCUCCCCCUAUCCCUCCAUCUUUAUCGUUCCCUGAGAGCCUUGCUGGUCAAGGCUUUAAAGAUCAGGAGCAGCUUAACAUUCUUAAAUAGUUGUCGAUAAAUGCUGCUACCAUUGAAGUAAGAGAUUCUCCCAGUAAGAGUGGAGCUGAAAAAGAGAACUAUCAAAUUUCCCUCUUAAAAAAAACUGUCGAGAUAUAUAAUUGGUGAGAUCAGUUAUUUUUAACCAAACACAAGCCGACAUCUUUCCAGAUGUUUGAAAGGUUUUUAUUUUAUCUUUACUUUUUUUUUUACUAUUUAUUUGAUAGGGUCAGUUAAUUAGCAUGAGCACAAUGGUUCAUAUGAUCCAGAGAUAAAAUCGUAUUUUCAUCUACAGUUCCCGGCAGGUGGAAGUUAAAAUGAAAACAAACAGACAACAAACUUGCAUAUAUAUAUAUAAAUAUAUACACGCUGAGGCAAAAUCCACAAUAUACAACAGUUUGUAGAAUAGAGGUUAAGAUGGUGAAUGUCCCUUGUACUUUUGAAGGUUUUCUGCACAAAUAAAGUUACCAACUACCAGCGGAUGUUAGGGACAUAACUUCAGUUGUGCACCUCAGCGUCAACAAGUGUUUUGGCCUUGUAAUGAACGAUGCAGGCUGAACUUGAGGGUUGACGCUGAGGCUAAAGGUAAAUGGGACUGGCUACUGGCUUGUAUGGAAACAAUAUGAAAGCAAUGUGGCCGCUCAGUAGAUCACACAUUAUUACGUACCACCGUAAAGUCUUUUUAAUUAGACAGAGAAGGGAAUUAGAUUAGCAAUAACAAGACUAGUCCAGAUGAUGACAUAUUUGACUGUUGUAACAAUUCUUUACAGAAUUGGAAAAUUCUAACAACUCACGUCUGAAGUUCUUCACAAUAUUCUUGUGUUUUUAAACAUUUAAUCCUCUUAAGAAACACUAGAAACCAGUCCUUGUUUUCAUAUUUCUGUCCGUGCUGUUUAAUCUUACUAUGCAGUUUCACUCUUGCGCAAUUUCUAAGUUCCACUCGCACCUUGUCUCGUGUCCAACUCCGCCCCCCCCCCCCUCGCUGUAGCACUUCAUUGUAAAUAUCUCAAAGAAAAAAUUAAAUGUUAACGUGUUA
Messenger RNA from Platichthys flesus (European flounder), 4040 nucleotides. It is a transcript of the gene relb, whose product is annotated as v-rel avian reticuloendotheliosis viral oncogene homolog B. The coding region runs from base 188 to 1921 and encodes 577 amino acids. NCBI's taxonomy places the organism in Eukaryota, Metazoa, Chordata, Actinopteri, Pleuronectiformes, Pleuronectidae. Gene Ontology annotation, molecular function: DNA-binding transcription factor activity, RNA polymerase II-specific; RNA polymerase II cis-regulatory region sequence-specific DNA binding. The record is from RefSeq and is a predicted model, not a curated record. Gene Ontology annotation, cellular component: cytoplasm. Gene Ontology annotation, biological process: innate immune response; response to cytokine; canonical NF-kappaB signal transduction. The transcript has 11 exons.